Molecule: messenger RNA, 2022 nt
Organism: Neltuma alba
Lineage: Eukaryota; Viridiplantae; Streptophyta; Magnoliopsida; Fabales; Fabaceae
Exons: 7
Coding region: 98-1996 (632 amino acids)
Cellular component (GO): membrane
Molecular function (GO): protein binding
Source: RefSeq, a predicted model, not a curated record
AUCAUUUCCCAGAAAACUAACUCUCCGAUUCUGGAAACUGGUUUUAGGCAAGUGCUACGAGAGGAAAAUUUCCUGUUGCAGUCGAAAUUCCAGAUAAAUGGAUGCAUCAAAUCAAGAUCCAAGAAAUCCUCCUCAAGGAUCUAGUCGCCCCCAAUUACGGAGGGUCAGAUCAGCUGAAUUUAGAAGACCUUCCCAUAACUUUUUACAGAUAAUGAAUGCAUCAAAUGGUGAUAUAGUGAAUCCUCCUGAAGUACCCAGUAACUCCCUAUUACGAAGGGUGGAAUCAGCCGUGUUCAAGAGACCUUCCCUUGACCUUUUACAGGAUACGCCUGAGGCCAGAAUGAUGUACUUGAAAUUAUGUGUGCCUCUUCACAAGUAUGCAUCUGAAGGCAAUUGGGAAGAAGCUAAGCUCAUAUUAGGUCAAAAUAGAACGCUUCUGAGUGCUGCCAUAGCACAAGGAUGGUCAACAAUACUUCAUGUAGCAGUAGGAGCAGGUCAUUUUCACUUUGUGGAGGAGCUUGUGAACAUGAUGGAAGAGAACAAAAUACACUUGGAUUUACAAGACUCAAACGGAAACACUGCCUUCAGCUUGGCUACUAUUGCAGGAAACUUGGAGAUUGUUCAGUUAAUGUUAGGAAAAAAUUGCUUCUUACCAAAAAUAAGAAGUCGAACAGGUUUCACUCCUAUUCUUUUUGCUGCAUUACAAGGAAGAGCUGAUUUGACAAAGUAUCUAUAUCCUUUCACUGUUGAUGAAAAUUUUGAAGAAGUAGAAUGGAAGAAGUUAUUCCUCACUUGCAUUGACUCUGGUAUUUAUGAUUUGGCAUUGCACAUGUUGAAAGAAAAAGGAAAACUAGCAUUUGCAACGGAUGAAGAUGGCAUGACAGGUUUACAUAUCAUGGCUCAGACAGCAGAUUUAGGAAGUUAUAGGCCAGAACAUCAAAUUCAACUCACAAGUUCAGGUACGAAGAAUGGUGUUGCCCUUGACCUUGUUCAUCUCCUAUGGGAAGAAAUUCUCAACGGUGUAGAUUCAAAGGAAAAUAUGAAGAAACUCAUAAAUGAACCAUCAAGACUACUAUUUGAUGCAGCAAAAGUUGGAAACUUUGACUUUUUAGCUACACUUAUAAAGUCUUACCCUGAUUUAAUGUGGCAGUUAGAUGACAAAAGACAAACUAUAAUUCAUAUUGCUGUUUUAUAUCGUCAUCCUAAAAUCUUCAAUCUCAUCCAUGAUAUAAGCGGAAGAAAGGAUAUCAUGUUGUCAUAUAAAGACAAAAAUAGUGGAAACACUAUAUUACAUUUGGCUGCAAUGUUAGCACCAGCUAAUCGACUUGAAUUGGUCUCUGGAGCAGCUUUCCAAAUGAAGUUUGAACUAUUAUGGUUUGAGGAGGUGAGGAAGAUAGUGUUGCCCUCAUAUAUGAAGAAGAAAAACUCAAAGGAUAAAACCCCUUGUGAGUUAUUCACUGAGGAGCAUGCUGCAUUACGUAAAGAUGCUGAAUCUUGGAUGAAAGGAACAGCUAAGUCAUGUAUGCUUGUUUCAACUCUUAUUGCUACCGGUGUGUUUACUGCGGCAUUUAGCACACCAGGUGGUAUUAAGGAUGAUACAGGAGUUCCAAAUUAUUUGGGAAAACGAUCAUUUACGAUAUUUGCAAUAUCAGAUGCCAUUGCAAUGAUCUCCUCUUCGGCUUCCAUACUAAUCUUCUUAUCCAUUCUCAUAUCACGUUAUGCAGAAUAUGACUUUCAUCAUUCUUUACCCUCAAAGCUAAUAUUCGGAUUGAUAACACUCUUCAUCUCCAUAACAAGCAUGAUGAUAGCAUUUAGUAGUGCUUUCUUUGUGACAUAUGACCGUGGCUUAAAGUGGGUUCCUAUCUUCAUUUCAGCUCUUUCUUUUUUACCAGUAGUCAUAUUUUUACUUUCACAAUUUAAACUUUUUUUGGAUAUCAUUUACUCAACAUUUUAUUUAAGAUGUCUAUUCAAACCAAGCGAGCAUGUGCUUUACUAGUAAAAUAGAGGCUAUUUUAAUGUUCU